Molecule: messenger RNA, 926 nt
Organism: Cynara cardunculus var. scolymus (artichoke)
Lineage: Eukaryota; Viridiplantae; Streptophyta; Magnoliopsida; Asterales; Asteraceae
Product: ATP synthase delta chain, chloroplastic-like
Exons: 1
Coding region: 24-773 (249 amino acids)
Biological process (GO): proton motive force-driven ATP synthesis; photosynthetic electron transport in photosystem I; photosynthetic electron transport in photosystem II
Cellular component (GO): chloroplast thylakoid membrane
Molecular function (GO): proton-transporting ATP synthase activity, rotational mechanism
Source: RefSeq, a predicted model, not a curated record
UCUCCCUCUUCUCGCCGGUAAAGAUGGCCGCCGCCGCCAUCACGGCCACUCUUCAGGCUGCUCCGAUCACAUUUCGCUCUUCAUCUCUACGUAGUAAUUCCAUUAAUCCACUAAAUAUUUCGUUCUCCAGCCGUCUAAGACUCCCGAAACUAACCAUCAAAAUCACAGACAAAUCUCGGCGCGGCGGAGGUUGUACCGGGGCCAAAAUGGCCGAUUCCGUGGCGGGAAGGUAUGCAACUGCUCUAGCGGAGGUUGCGAGCUCGAAUAAAACCCUAGAGGCAACAGCCACAGACGUCGAGAAGGUCGAUAAACUCUUCUCCGAUGAAUCCUUCCUCAACUUCUUCGUCAGUCCUAUUGUAACCCUAGAUCAGAAACGAGAAUUGAUCGACGAUAUAACAGCGUCGGGAAGCCUCCAAUUACACGUCUGUAACUUCCUGAACAUCCUGAUUGAAAGCAAACGGAUCGAUUUGAUUAAAGAGAUAGUGAAGGAAUUCGAGGUUGUUUACAACAAAUUGACGGGGACGGAGCUGGCGAUCGUGACAUCGGUAGUGCACCUGGAGAGACAGCACUUGGCGCAGAUCGCGAAGCAGGUGCAGAAGUUCACCGGAGCCAAAAACGUGAGGAUUAAGACGGCGAUUGAUGAAUCAUUGGUGGCUGGAUUCACGAUCAGAUAUGGAAAUUCUCAAUCGAAGCUGAUUGAUAUGAGUGUGAAGAAGCAAUUGGAAGACAUUGCUGCACAGCUUGAGAUCGAAGAUAUUCCAAUUCGUCUAUGAAUAACAUCUCUGAAAACACAUCAAAAUAUGACGAAAUUCAUCUUGUUUUUAUUCAGUAUAACAAAGAAUUUGUUUUCAGUUGGUUGUAAUAAAGUUUCAAAUACGUCGAUCAUGGCGAUGCAAAUGAAUCAUAUAUAAUUCUUGAAGUUCAUG